This is a messenger RNA of Osmerus eperlanus (European smelt), 738 nucleotides long. RefSeq names its product bifunctional protein GlmU-like. Bases 190 to 621 code for a protein of 143 amino acids. The record is from RefSeq and is a predicted model, not a curated record. Lineage: Eukaryota; Metazoa; Chordata; Actinopteri; Osmeriformes; Osmeridae. The transcript has 3 exons.
CUUUGCUGUCUGCUCUAUUGAGCUUUAGGGUUCACAUUUGUCCCCUGAAUUGUGAAUACUUUCACAAUAUCAGAGUUCUAGUCAUUAGGCUACUCGUUUUACCCUACUAUUUGGCUUUGAAAAUAGUGUGUGUAACUGUUCAAAGACACGUGGCACUCGUCCUCAAAGCAAACAUAUCGUCAUCUGGAUAUGGCGUCCUCAGGUUCCUCCCUCCGGGUCCAUGCCCUGCGUCUGGGCCCGGGUCAGGAGCUGCUGAGCAGCCUGCUGGCAUUGGUGGAGGAGAGAGGCCUCAGAGCGCCGUUCAUUAUCACCUGCGUGGGCAGCGUAACCAAGGCAACGCUCCGGCUGGCAAAUGCCACCACGGAGAAUACCAAUGAGGUGAUCCACCUCCGGGAGCGUUUUGAGAUUGUGUCCCUGGUCGGUACGCUGAACAAGGAAGCCCACUUGCACGUGUGCCUGGCUGACAAGGACGGGAGGACAGUGGGAGGCCACGUGCUCGGUGACCUGGAGGUGUUCACCACGGCCGAGGUGCUCGUCGGCGAAGCCUCCGACCUGCACUUUGACAGAGAAAUGGACGAUCGCACGGGAUACCCAGAGCUGGUCAUCAAGCCACGCUCUUAGAAGCACCGGAGGUUGUGGUCGGAUUUCACGGCAAUCGUAGUGUAUCACAAGAGAAAGAGAGAUGAAAGUAUCCCGCUGUGCUUGACCACUCAAUAAAUGGAAACCGUUUUUUCCUCA